Saprolegnia parasitica CBS 223.65 is the source of this 2321-nucleotide messenger RNA. RefSeq lists its product as hypothetical. Bases 1 to 2277 code for a protein of 758 amino acids. The record is from RefSeq and is a predicted model, not a curated record. The transcript has 11 exons. Gene Ontology annotation, cellular component: cytosol. Lineage: Eukaryota; Oomycota; Saprolegniomycetes; Saprolegniales; Saprolegniaceae. Gene Ontology annotation, biological process: protein stabilization; telomere maintenance via telomerase. Gene Ontology annotation, molecular function: Hsp90 protein binding; telomeric repeat DNA binding.
AUGAGCACGCGGACGCUCGAAGGCUGGACCGAUGGGCUGCGGGCUGCCGAAGCAGCGUAUGACAUCGACGAGGCCGUGCGCCUGCUCGUGGCGGACAACGACCUUCUAGCAACCCACUACAAGGCGAUGGCUACGCACGUUCUCGAGGCCGUGGUCCCGGCGUGGGUCACGACGACGGUCGCGGACGCUGCAGCUCUGGCGAUCGUGCCCGCGGUCGAUACACUCUUGUCUGUCGCCACUGCCGAGACCUGGCGCCACGUGCAGAGUCUUUUUCUCGCGCUUUAUGACGUUGUGGGCCGGCGCCAGCUACCUGCGCCGUCGCACGACAUGGCGCUGCGUCUCCUGAAGCGCUUCCUCGACGACGACGGUCUCUAUCGAUUGCAGGCCGAGAUGAUGGCGGCGCCGCCCAAAACCAAAAGCGUCGCCGACGAGUCCCUCGUUGCAAAGCUCUGCGCGCUGCCGGCAAUCGUGUGCAACCUCGAUUCACCGCAGACGCAGCGCGAUUUUUUGCCAUCGACUUUCUUUCCGCGGCUCGUGACGGCCUUUGUGCGUCACCGAAGCGCCGUCUUCAGUGGCCACAUCGGCGCGCUCCUCGUGCCCAAGCUCGUGCGUCUCGGCCACGCCAAAUGCGUUGCGUCGCUGUGGCUCGCCAACUGCGCGUCGCCGAGCGAGCACUACCGCUGGCUCGAGAUGCUUCCGUCGUCUGCGUACGAAGGCCUCUUCUCCGAGACGAUGCGAUUCGCCGCCAAUGAAGCGUCGGUGACGGUGGACUGGGCAACGCUGCUGCCAACGAGCAUCGUCGAGCAGAGCAUCUUCCAGCACGUGCUGAGCCACAAGCUGCUGCUCCACGCCAAGACUGCGCUGCCUUUUGCAGCGAUUGAAGCAGCGGUUCGCGUGCUUUCUGGACCUACGACGCACGCAAGCCAGUAUGAUGACAAGGCGCAGUCGCCUCUUGUGCACGUGCUCGACAAGCUCAUCCAGGCUUGGGCGUUUGGCUGCUCGACGGACGCGGACGUCGAUGGCAGUGGCGCCACGUUCAUCGAGCUCGGUCUCGCAGAGCUCUCGACGCGAUAUGUCGACGCCCGCGCCGUCGUUGAGACCCGGGGCUGGAUCGGAUCGCUGAGCAUGGGCAUCCGAGAACGGAUGGGGCAUUCGCUGCAAGGGACACGGCAGUGGGGCAUGGUCGUUGCGAUCGCGCUCUCCAAGGUCCUCACGCCGGAGACGCCGCUGACCUUCGAAGGCGAAGACUUGCCUCAUCGCGGGACAGCCCCCACGACGACAACGGCGCCGCUCGACCCAUUGCCCGUCGUCGCCACGGUGUCGGCGCCGAAGAAACCAUCUCGCAUCGACCCUGAUGCUAUCGUCGACAGCGACGACGACAACAACGACGACAACGACGACGACGACGACAACGACGACGCGGCGUCGGACAUGAGUCUGGAGCCGUACGAGCUCAGUGACGACGAGGACGAAGCCGUCGACGCGACCCCGCCGAUGGUGUACCUCCUCGAUGUUCUCGAGGGGCUGCAACAAGACGACGACCGCGACCGCGCCGAACUCGCGCUACGUUCGCUGCCCGCACUCCUUGACCGGCGGCCGUACGACCUCCACGACUUGGCCGUGACGCUCUGCCGGGCCGUGACGCGUCUCGACGACACGUUCCAAACACCGCACUUUGAUGCGCUGCGCAAAGCGUCGUUGCGGGGGCUCGUGCUCGAAGCGCCGGCGCAGGCACUGCCGGCGUUGGCAGCGCAGGUGUUUGAUUCGGAAAAGCUCUUUCAAGUCAAGCUCGACAUCCUCUCCGUGCUUGCGCUCGCCGCCCCAAACGUCAAAGUCGACAAGCCGAACACGCUCAGUCUCUUCUUCUACCCUCUGCUUUUGCCGCUGCAGGCGCAGCUUGCAAACGCAGCGAGCAAGAUGCACUCGCUCGACCACGUCUUGAUGGCCCACGUGUUGCAGACGCUGGCGGCGGUGCUCGAAGCGUCCGGGCAGCACGGACCCCGCACGAUCUCGAUGGCAACGGCGUUUCUCGAGCUCAUUUGGUCCCAGCGAGCGCACGAGCUGCCAAGUGUCCGUCGUCAGGUGCUCUUUGGGCUCAGCCGCGUCCUCCUCGUGCUGCCAGCGUUUGCGUGGAGCGAGCAGGUCGCCCGCCUCGGCCUCCAGACGUCGCUCGUCCCGUACCUCGAUCAGUUGCGCCAGUGGGACCCGGACCACGGCUGCCGGUCCGCGGCCGGGCUCCUGCUCACGACCGUCGAUACAGGCGCGUUCUUGCCAUGACGUGGCGCGCUGCGCAGACAAACCUGUAACAAUAUAUGCCACAC